CGCUUCUAAUUUUAUGCGUGCUCAACUGAACUGGGGUUUCUUUUCGAUUUCCAUCUAUCUCCCACCAGUUCACACUUUUAUUUAGAUACGGAGCGCCUCAUUCCAGUUUCUACUUCACCGCAGCCAUACCGUACUAGCAUAUUUCUGCAUCUUUAACUCGUCUUUCUCGAGACCUCUAAUUAAGACUCCUAUCUCCUGAAAAAUGGCGUACAUGCACAAGCAAACAGAAGAAAUCCUUCGAACUUGGUUGCAUAUAAUCAGUACGGAUCAUACGCCACCCCAAAUUAUUUCCAGCAUUGUCCAGAGCCGGGUCCCGGCUGACAUUGCAUACGGCCUCCACUGCAAGACCAGCAUCCAUAAUUUCCCGCACAUUGGCAUUUCCCCGGCGUGCAAUCCGCGUGAGGAGUCAGCCAACCAGCGCACUGCACAGAAAAGUCCUGCGGAAUAUAUGGUUAAUAAAUUUGCUUCUCAGAUCAUUUGCAAUAACCCGGAUGGUGUUCGACAUACCACACUAUCACCAACGAAGGCCAGUCCGUUGUCAGUGGUGGUAUGCUCGGCUUCAGCGGUGCCGGCAGGAAUGGCACACACGCUAGCAAUACAGCUAGCGAAGAUGAUGGCGUUGGUGAAAUCCUUCAUUUUGUAUAGUGGCACGUAUAAAUGGUUAUCGAAAUAAAGGUUGAAAAGGUUUUCUUUGGGGUGACAAGCAAUGAAUUGAAUUGGUUUGGUUGUACUGUUAUUCCGAGAAGAUGGGAGGACAUUGACGCCUAUUUAUAUUCUUUUCUUCGGAGAUAUCUUCUAUAUCCCAAGGCUCAUUCUGACUUUGCCUGAGUACAACCCCCCAGACAUUGCCACUUGUAGAGUGCCAAGAAAGCCAACAUCUGCUAGGCGAGAUGCAUCUGGUGACAUUGUUAAAAUAGUAUUCGAGUAGGCUAUAUCAUCUGCAGCCUCCUGCUGUUUUCCGUGCGAGCCUAUGCUGUCAUUGUGACUGUCAGUAAUUUUUCAAUCAAGCCUUGUUCAAAGUCAAGUAAAGCUAUUCAAUGGCAUAUCGAAGCUAUACUGUCCUUGACAUCUGCCUGGCUCUGGUAAUGGCGUUACCGAACGACCUUAGUAUACAGUAAGCGGACUGGGAUACUAGCCAGAGAUGUAACCUAGGGCUUUCUUCGUUACCGAUUCCUAAAGGCACUUUAGGCUGCAUAUAUGACAGGCCGGUAGAGCAUCAAAUGUGUAGCACUGCCCAUCAAGGGUGGAGUUGGUCAUUGGCUGGGCUUAAGAGGAACCAUCCGCCACCAUCAGGCGAUCAGGCAAAA
Messenger RNA from Aspergillus alliaceus, 1307 nucleotides. RefSeq lists its product as uncharacterized. The transcript is spliced from 2 exons. NCBI's taxonomy places the organism in Eukaryota, Fungi, Ascomycota, Eurotiomycetes, Eurotiales, Aspergillaceae. The record is from RefSeq and is a predicted model, not a curated record. Bases 203 to 673 code for a protein of 156 amino acids.